AGACUGGAGUAAUGAUGCUGAAAAUUCAGCUUUGGUCACAGAAAUAAAUUACAUUUUAAAAUAUAUUCAAAUAGAAAACAGUUAUUUUAAAAAGUAAAAAUAUUUUUCAAAUUUUACCGUUUUUGCUGGACUUUGGAUCAAAUAAACGCAGACUUGGUGAGCAGAAGACACCUCUUUAAAAGCAUUAAAAAUCUUACAGUUCAAAAUCUUUUGACUGGUAGUGUAUAUAUAUAUGUACAUAUAGUAAUUUAACUCAAGGAUAAUUGUGCCUGUGUUUGUGUUUCUAUUUAUGUCUACAUUUAAUGAGUGUUUAACCACAUUACUUGUCAGAUUGAAGCAGGGAGCCAAUAACAGACAGGAAACAGUGAAAGAACACAGGAAACCAGUUUGUUUUCAGUUUUCCACUGACGUUUUUUUUUUCUUAGUAGUGGAAAAACUGUAAUUCUGGAACACACAUGUUCUCACUUCGGGUCUGGUCACUGUAAGAACACACCAGCAUUGCAAACAUGCAAUUUAUUUUCUGACCUGUUCUGUUUAAUAGAUGCUUUUUCUGCAUAGAAAACACUCCAUAAUGAUUUUAUGUUAGUAAAAAAAAUUUAAUAUAUUUUUAUUGAGCCAGGAUGCGUUUAAUUGAUAAGAAGUGACAGUAAAAACAUUUAAAAUGUUACAAAAGAUUUUUAUUUUAAAUAAAUGCAGUUCUUUUGAACUUUCUAUUCAUCAAAGAAUCCUGACAAAUGUCAGUUUUCACAAAAAUACAAAACUUCAAGUUAAAUUAAAACAAAAAAAUACAAAAAUUUGCACUUUUUUCAUCACUUUUAUUCAUCAAGCACACAUUAAAUUGAUCAAAAGUGACAUUAAAUACAUUUAUAAUAUUACAAAGAUUUCUGUUUCAAAUAAAUACUGUUCUUUUGAACUUUCUAUUUAUCAAACAAUCCUGCACAACUGUUUUCAACAUUGAUAAUAUUCAGAAAUGUUUCUUGAGCAGCAAAUCAGCAUAUUAGAAUGAUUUCUGAAGAAUCAUGUGACACUGAAGACUGGAGUAAUGAUGCUGAAAAUUCAGCAGCUCUCUUGAGUGGGUGUCAGAUUUCGAAUCGUCACUGUUGCAUGGCAACCUUUAAAAACUCAAGCAGUCACCAGCAGCACUGAAGCCUCUUCAUUCACUAUUCAAUGGAAAAGCAAGUGUACCAUUAUGCAGAAAUAUGUCUGCCUCGAAAAAAGAAGGUUUGGGAAUCUUUCCAUUCAAACACCUUCAGGAUCUUUGAUGAGACAGUGCCGGAGCGUCUCGAUCCGGUCCGUGUCUAUCAGAACCAUAAACGCCAUGCAAGAGACCCACGAGAGUCUGAGACCCGCAACGUCCCACAUCCUCACAACGCCAGAUUCAUCACGACGAAUGUCAGAUUCCUUAAUGAGCCCAUCGCUCACAUGAAGACGAGACAUGCUGAGACAGACCAGUUUACCUGGUGGUCAAACAGCCCUAAAGAAGAUGGACCCGUGAAAGCUCCUUACAGUAAAGGCAGCACUCAGAGAAGUGAUUUCCAGCCGAUCAGAGCCGCUCCGGUCAGAGAACGAGAGACAAACAGACCCGCAGCCACAGGAAUCAUCCCUGCUCUGAAUUCCUUUGAGCAAUCAGAAAAACCCCAGGAUUUUCAUAGAUGUGAAUGAUUGUUGAAGAUUUCAUGAUCAGCCCUACACAGGAAAGCGUCACAGAGGGUUCGUGUGGAGAGACGGCGAGGCGACGGGGCCCGGCACAUUCCAGAGCACAGAGGGGUCGCGUUUGCCCUCGGCGGGGACGACAAACCUGUUGAACUGCUCUCAGCUGGCCUCGCUCUCAGCUCAACAGAUGUGGGAGAGAAAAGAGGCCCGUCCCAGCAGAGAGACCCCAGAGAUCAACGUUCCCAAAGACGGAGGGGAAUCCCUUUUGUUCGGGUGGGACAGCGAAAUGAACUCAUAAGAACAUGUCUAGAUCAUAUUUCACCUCAAAAUAAUAAAAAAAAAACAUUUGCAUAAUGAAAGAAGAUUAUUUUCAUGAAGCAUGUACACCCCUAAUUCUCAUUACAGUUAUGUAAAAAUAUUUUAUAUAUUAUUUCUAAUAAUACGUAUUAUUUAUAUAUUACAUAUAGAAUACACAAACUGAAUGAUGUGUCAAAAUUAUUAUUCGUUUUUUUUUUGUAUUAUUUAUAUACUUUUAUAGUAUAUAUUCAUAUUUUGAAUUAGAUUUUACUUUAUAUUUUCAGUCUGUAUUUAAAUUUUAGAUUAUUUUUUAGUCAUUUUGUAUUUAGUAUUUCUAUUUAGAUUUGGUUUAUUUUAAUUCAGUUUUAGUUUCAGUAAUUUUGUUGUGGUUUUUCAAUUUUUAUUAUUACUUUAAUAUUUCUAUUUAGCUUUAGUUUACUUUAAUUUUCAGUUUUAAUAAUUUUGUCGUGGUUUUCUCAUUUUAUUACAUACUGUUAUAGUAUAUAUUAAGAGUUUACAUUUUAUUUAUAUAGUUUUAUUACUUUUAUUUUAAUAUUUUUAGUUUUAAUUUGGUUAAAUCGUUAGUAAUUUUGUUUUGACUGUCAUUUUAUUUGUUUUGUUUUUUUAUUUUAUUUGGCUUUAUUGUUAUUUUAUUUCAGUUUAGAGUUAUUAUGUUGUGAUUUUCUCAUUUUUUUACAUACUGUUAUAGUAUAUAUUAAUAUUUUAAAUUAGCUUUUAUUUUUACAUUUUCAUUUACAUUUUAGUUAAAAUUCUUAGUAAUUUUAUUCAUUUUUUAAAAUUCCAUUUAGCUUUAUUUUAUGUUUUAUUUUAUUUCUGUUUUAGAGUAAAUUUG
Labeo rohita (rohu) is the source of this 2803-nucleotide messenger RNA. RefSeq lists its product as uncharacterized. The record is from RefSeq and is a predicted model, not a curated record. The coding region runs from base 1168 to 1662 and encodes 164 amino acids. NCBI's taxonomy places the organism in Eukaryota, Metazoa, Chordata, Actinopteri, Cypriniformes, Cyprinidae. The transcript has 6 exons.